AUGAGCAGUCCUCCCGAGGAGUCAGAGUCGUCGUCGUCGAGCUCACCGUCUUACCCUGACCCCGACCUUCGCUACCCCAAGUUCAAGCUCAGCGACUUGCCAGAUGCUCCUCCACACUGGAGGCUCUUCGGAGAAACAGCGGAUGAUGUUCUUCGUACUCGCAAAUUUGUCCGCGAGCAGUUGGUAGCCAUGAUCGAUUUCUACGCCUGGGGAAUCGACAUGGGUUUUGAAACACGUAUGACCAAUUUGCGACUCACGAAAGCCAUAUGGAAGCUCUUUUACUACUUUGCCGAUCAGCAUCUGCCCACAUCGGUCAGGGAUCUUCUCAAUUUCGACAAAAAGGAUGGUGGUCCGAGAUUGCUGUCACGCGAAAUCACCGAUUCUUCCCUGCUACCCAUCAGCAGAUACUACCCCGACCCCCCGAGUCUCACUGCCCAGGCGAAGCCCGAUUUCGUCAGACCACAGAAUGCUGCAGAGUGGAUGCCCGAUGCUUACGUUGAGCAAAUGUGUAUGUCGAGUCGUAAUUUGAAUCCUUCAAUGGCGAGAGCCCCGAGUCAGACGCCAACAGCGACGCUGGCUCCAUCCUCCCGCUCUGGCUCGCGCAAUGGCAUCAACAGUGACAAUAGCGAUGACACGAACGGCAACCUUCAGGCAGCCCUCGUUGGUCCAGUGGUUGCGGGGUUUUCUAACCCGUUAACUCUUGUGCAAUCCGCCAACCCAACAGGCGCAUUUAUACCUGCUCCUGCUCCGGCCACAAGUCUCCGUGUUCCUGCCCACAAGGCCCGAGCCGUCAUUGAAGCUGUCGAGAAGUCUGUCAUGAACUUUGCCUAUCAAGAACUUGAGCGAGACCCAAGUGCUGUUCCGCAGGAUCCUCGGCCAUUCCAAACUGUACUGCGAGCAGAAGACGUCUCAAAGGCACUUAUUGGUUCAUUCUCUGCCAAUGCGCAAGUGCGGCUCUCGCCAGAUCCCUUGGAUCCGGAUCGAUCGAUUAUUGAUCCCAAUGGGAGCGAUUACCCCUGUCGAGGCAGGGGUCCUGUGUGGCGGGAUAACUCAGGCAGCAUCGACAGUCUGAUCGUCGUGGGCAAAUUGCUCAAUGCUGGGUCGACGAUUAUCGAUCGCAAACGACCAGGUGUGACUUCGCGUUUCACUGAAGUCGAACGGGCUUUUGUCGAGGCGACCGAUAUCAAUUGGGAUACUCUCUCGAGAGAAGAGAGCAUGACGGCGCGAGAUCAUCUCUGGCAUUUCCUGGAUGGUCGCGUAGAGGGUGUCCAGGUCAAAAUUCUCAGUCCUCUGUGGAACGUAUGGUCCGAAUGUGCAGGUCGCUUUGACCAAUUCCACUUUACGUAUCGAGAAGCAGUUUCAUCUUGUCAGUGCACCGGCGAGGCUGCCACCAUCCGGGCACGUACCCAGCAUUUCGUGAUCCCAGACUAUCUUCCUGGGGACGAGAACGGGGUCAACAUGAGUGAUGUGGUUAGUCGUCCGUUUGCGCCUUUCCUCCAGGCAGAUUGUGUCACAUGCCAAGCCAAACAAAGUGUGACUGUCGAAAGAAGAUUCGACACUCUCCCUCUGCGCAUGGUGGUGGGACUCAACGAACGCACCUCGGCCAAGAAUCACACCAAGGAUAUCACCUUUGACUUCUGUGACGGUGAUGGCAUCCAACAACGAGCAACGUACCGUUGGCUCGGUGGUAUAUACUACAAGGAUUAUCAAUUCCGAGUCUUCUGGACCGAUACAAAGAGGGGUGAAACAGAAAAUGGAUUCCUCCAGACCUACGACAGCACGAUGAACGAGGGGCUCAUUGUCGGAGAUAUUCCUCCGGCCCACAAGGACGAGAGAGUGCCCGCAGCGUGGUGGAAAAACACUCACUUGCCGUUCCUCAUUUACGAACGCGUGGUGAAUCCCGAGCCAGAGGUCAUGAGCUUGGCCUGGCAUGCAUUGUCUGACAUGAUGAAGGUACAGAUGGAUGGCAACCUAAUCAUGCAGCAGCAUACCCCUUGGACGCGCAAUGAGCCCACCACUUCUCCGCCGAAGCUUCCCUGGGAUCGAUGCAUUCCGGAGGUACCUCGCUUCCGUACCGGCGCGACUGGAUACUCCUCGGAAGUCACUCUCCCAGAUGAUAUCGUUGAUCCUGACGCUGUUGUUGUUGCGCCAAAGCAAGGCUCCACCUCAUAUUCCGCGCGAAUUACAAGUCCUGGAACAUCUGUUAGCUCGGGGCAACCGCAAUCAGCGAGUAUGCACAUCUCGCCUGCGCCCACAGGGCUGCAACAAGCAGCACAAAUGCAAGCCCCCACGAACUAUGUCGCAGCCACGGCAGUCAACGGUCCUCCUUUCGCCUCGACCUUCGCGACAGCCCAGGCCACCGGAGUGGAAGCUUUGGAAUUCAGUGCACCGAAUGCGGGUAGCUUGUUCAACACAUUCAACGGCGGUCCGGCCAUGGGAAGGAGCGGCAGCUCACGCUCAGGGAACAGUUUCUCCAGGUUCAACAACUACGCGACCUCGGGCAUGGGCGAUGGCAACGCGAUGCAGAUUUCCCCCACGCAGCAAUUCUUCUGGAUCCCCUCACCGUCUAUGAGUCCAGAGAGGCAGCGCACUUCCCCGCGCAGACAGCAAGGCAGGCAGUCGCGGUCGCCGGAUAUGAUGGCAGGCUUUGCAGUGCGUGGCGGCGGCGAUGGCCGGACUUCGCCAUGGCUCCAGUUUGUGCGUCUUUCGCCCCAACAUGCCGUCGAAGAGGUACAGGACAACAACAACAACGCUAACACCAGCGCUGCCGCCAACGCCAAUGGCAAUGCCAACGCUAAUGCUAAUAAGGAACCAAGCAAUGGACGAAAGGCACCCCGGAAACGGGCGCGGGCCGAGCCCACUGCCCCGGUCCGACGAAGUACCAGGCGUAGGGCAUGA
Molecule: messenger RNA, 2898 nt
Organism: Aspergillus clavatus NRRL 1
Lineage: Eukaryota; Fungi; Ascomycota; Eurotiomycetes; Eurotiales; Aspergillaceae
Exons: 1
Coding region: 1-2898 (965 amino acids)
Source: RefSeq, a predicted model, not a curated record